AUGGACGCGAACGAGGACGACGUCGCCCUCGCGUCGUCGUCGUCGCAGCGGUGGGAGAGCCCAGGGUACGAAACCCUGCGCCUGCUCGUGCCCGAGCUCGAUUCCUCGAGGUAUCACAAGGGCCAGGCUGGCAAGAUCGGCGUCGUGGGGGGAUGCUCCGAGUACACGGGAGCCCCGUACUUCGCAGCCAUGUCCGCGUUGAAGAUGGGCGCCGACCUCGCUCACGUGUUCUGCGCCGAGGGGGCGGGGCAGGUGAUCAAGUCCUACUCCCCCGAGCUCAUCGUCCAUCCGUACCUUCGCGAGGGCGUUAAGGACGUAACGCCGUGGCUUCACAGGAUGGACGCCAUCGUGGUGGGACCGGGGCUCGGACGCGAUCCGACGAUGUCCGAGAUCGCCAAACGGAUAAUCGCCUUCGCUCACGAGCGGGACGUACCCUUGGUGAUCGACGCGGACGGCCUUCGGGUGCUGAUGGAGGAUCAGGGAUUGAUCGGGGGGCCGGGUCGCGCGGUGCUGACGCCGAACAAAGCCGAGCUCGGUCGUUUCAGCGCUCAGAUUGCGCGUACCCGGGGGGAUCCACCGCCGGAGACGACGAUGGCGCAGGCGCGAUACGUCACCGCUCAACUCGACGGCCCGGUCGUCGUGGCGAAAGGGGAGGUUGACAUCGUUGGGCGUCGAACCUCGUCCUUUCGACGUCAUCUCGUCUGCGACGAGCCGGGAUCGCCUCGGCGAUGCGGGGGCCAAGGCGACGUGCUCGCCGGGUCCAUCGCCACCUUCCUCGCGUGGGCGACCAGGAGCAAAGAGGCGGAGCGCGCCAUCGCGCGGCGCAUCGACGUGGAGGGCGAUCACGUGGAGGGAGAUCUCAUCGCUGCGGGUGACGGACCAGACGUCGUCGCGGCGUACGCGGGGUGUCUGGUCACGCGCGUCGCCGCGCGAGCCGCGUUCGAGAGGAAGCGGCGGUCCAUGCUCGCCACGGACGUCAUCGAGGAGCUCGGCGAGACCAUGCAGCGACUCUUUCCCGUGUACGUGGACGAGGACUGA
Micromonas commoda is the source of this 1038-nucleotide messenger RNA. RefSeq lists its product as hypothetical. NCBI's taxonomy places the organism in Eukaryota, Viridiplantae, Chlorophyta, Mamiellophyceae, Mamiellales, Mamiellaceae. Gene Ontology annotation, biological process: metabolite repair. Gene Ontology annotation, molecular function: ATP-dependent NAD(P)H-hydrate dehydratase activity. The coding region runs from base 1 to 1038 and encodes 345 amino acids. The record is from RefSeq and is a predicted model, not a curated record. The transcript has 4 exons.